AGAAAUAUGAUGAACCAGAAUGUCAUUGUCACCGACAGAAAACCCAUCUUGAGCUCGAAAACCAUCACUGUCUCUAACUCUCCCCUGUUCUCUCCAACUCCCACUUACUUUACCUUUCCUCGUCGAAAGUUCUUGGAACUUCUCGAAGCAUCCGACAAGAACAGCAACAACAUCACCAAGAACAAUCUUGGUGCUGGUAAGAUUGCAUCCUGGGUCGAUUCCAUGCGUGAUUCUUCUCCUACACGUCUCAGACCCUCUUCACGUGACUCUGUCUCAGACAACGACCAUAAAACAUCUUGGAUCGUUCGAUUUCCAUCGGCUUUAAAUCUGUUUGAUGAGAUUGUGAAUGCUGCAAAGGGGAAACAAAUUGUUAUGUUUCUUGAUUACGAUGGGACGCUUUCUCCCAUAGUUGAAGAUCCUGACAAAGCUUACAUAACACAUGAGAUGCGAGAGGUUGUAAAGAAUGUGGCUCUAAACUUCCCAACUGCUAUAGUUACUGGAAGAUCCAUUGAUAAGGUUCGUAGUUUUGUCAAACUCAGUGAGAUUUACUACGCUGGAAGCCAUGGCAUGGACAUUGAAGGUCCUACCAACGAAAACACAUACGGCGAGAGUAAUCAAGGAGUGCUGUUUCAGUCUGCUCGUGAAUUUGUACCGAUGAUUGAGAAGGUGGUUAAGAUUUUAGAGGAAAAGACAAAAGGGAUCCCUGGGGCUAUGGUGGAGAACAACAAGUUUUGUCUGUCCGUACAUUUUCGACGUGUUGAUGAGAAGAGAUGGACCGCAUUAGCCGAACAAGUAAAGUCAGUUCUAAUUGACUAUCCACAGCUGAAACUAACCCAAGGAAGAAAGGUUCUUGAAAUCCGCCCUACAAUCAAAUGGGACAAGGGCCAGGCUCUCAAUUUUUUGCUAAAAUCAUUAGGGUUUGAAAAGUCAGAAGAUGUUGUUCCGGUGUAUAUUGGAGAUGACCGUACCGACGAAGAUGCGUUUAAGGUUUUACGUGAACGGGGACAAGGUUUUGGGAUUCUUGUCUCAAAAGUUCCAAAAGAAAGCAAUGCCUCCUACUCUCUCCAAGACCCUGCUCAGGUUAAUGAGUUUCUGAAGCGUUUAGUAGAGUGGAAGAGGAAGACAGUCGGGGAAGCUUGAAAACAUGCAACAUUAAUAACACCUGAGUAUAUUUUACAAAAUUUAGAGGAGAAAAUAAUCAGCAUAUAUAGACAACCUUUUAAGAAAACUAGUACUAGUACUAGAUUCCUGGAGGUGUUUUUGGAACUUUAACUAGAGAGCUGUCUUGGCCAGAAGCAUCUUUACUUUUCUACAUCGAUCGAGAAAUUGUAAAUUUAUGAAGAAAAAACAAUUAAUAUAAUUUCC
This is a messenger RNA of Eruca vesicaria subsp. sativa (arugula), 1365 nucleotides long. The record is from the annotation of a GenBank genome assembly. Lineage: Eukaryota; Viridiplantae; Streptophyta; Magnoliopsida; Brassicales; Brassicaceae.